Molecule: messenger RNA, 306 nt
Organism: Grus americana (Whooping crane)
Lineage: Eukaryota; Metazoa; Chordata; Aves; Gruiformes; Gruidae
Product: feather keratin Cos2-3-like
Exons: 1
Coding region: 1-306 (101 amino acids)
Cellular component (GO): intermediate filament
Molecular function (GO): structural constituent of cytoskeleton
Source: RefSeq, a predicted model, not a curated record
AUGUCCUGCUACAACCAGUGCCAGCCCUGCCAGUCCUGCGGCCCAACCCCACUGGCCAACAGCUGCAAUGAGCCCUGUGUCAGGCAGUGCCAGAACUCCAUAGUCGUCAUUGAGCCCUCCCCCGUGGUGGUGACCCUGCCCGGCCCCAUCCUCAGCUCCUUCCCACAGAACACCGUUGUGGGCUCCUCCACCUCCGCUGCUGUUGGCAGCAUCCUCAGCCGUGACGGAGUGCCCAUCAACUCUGGGUGCUGUGACCUCUCCUGCAUCACCAGCCGCUACUGUGGCAACAGGUGUCAACCCUGCUAA